AUGGUGCCCGACGAGCUCAGCAAUGGCUGGCUCACGAGCUUCUCUGUCACUGAGAGAAUCUGUUCAGCACUAUCUCUGAUCGGAUGUGCCUUCAUUGCCAUCACCUUCUCUUUCUCUAAAGCCUUCCACAAGCCAAUCAAUCGGAUGGUCUUCUGGGCCUCGAUGGGAAACGUCUUUACCAAUGUUGCAACUCUGAUGUCAAGAUCGACUCUGUCCAAUACUAAAAGCGGCUGGUGCCAGCUUCAAGGCUUCUUGAUCCAGAUGUUUAUGCCUGCUGACGCUUACUGGACUCUGGCAAUGGCUUUAAAUGUCUACCUUACGUUCUACUGGAAGUAUGAUGCAGCUAAUAUUCGCAAUCUCGAGAAGUACUACAUCUUGGCAUGCUAUGGUCUUCCAUUUAUCCCUGCUGUCACCUACUUAUUCAUCGACACGCAAAAGAGCGGACCUAUGUAUGGCAAUGCUACCAUUUGGUGCUGGAUCUCUAAUGGCUGGGAUGUUAUGAGAAUUGCAACUUUCUAUGGUCCGGUUUGGGUGUGCAUCUUUUUCACUACCAUAAUCUAUACCCGUACUGGAAGGAUGAUAUACAUCAAGAGAAAGCAGCUUCGAAGCUUCACAAGUCCCGUUCCGAAUGCAGUCCUCUCGAGAAAUCCGACUCGUUCAACUAAGACAACCGAGGUUUCUGUCACAUCUGAACCAGCGGCUAGAAAUUCAAUAGCCAAUAUCAAUGCCUUUGACCAGGUAUUGAGAAGUUGUCCAUUCUCGAGAAAUGCUCCAACCUCUCUGGCCGGAUACACAGUGUCGAUUACUGGCCCACACUCAAUUAUUCAGAACAAAGGCCGCCCUUCAAAUGCCAAGACUCCACUUCCUAGUAGCCAUGGUAUGACUUCACCAACCGCUAUAUGUUCAGUGAAGAUGUCCAAUUCUCGGCGUGUAACUACAUGUCCCAGUCGUCCUACAAACCCCACAGACAGUGCAGCUUGGGCAUACAGCAAGGUUGCAGUUCUGUUCUUCAUUGCAAUGAUGGUUACCUGGAUCCCAUCGUCGGCCAAUCGCGUAUACUCUGUCGUGCACCCUGGCAAAGUAUCUCUCACUCUCGAAUUUGCCUCUGCUUUUGUUCUUCCGCUACAGGGCUUCUGGAACGCUGUGAUCUACACUACCACUAGCUUACCUGCCUGUAAGCACUUCUGGAGGAAACUCAGAGGGCACAACCAAGGCAGUGGCAUUGAGCUCACGCAAAUGAGUGGAGCUUUUCCUGCUAGACCUGUAGCUAGACCUAGCCAAGCUGACUUCAGCAGCGACUUGUUAACAGAGACAGACAGCAUUGGCCAAACUCUAAGCCGGCCCGGCACUAAAGACUCGACAUACUGA
Amorphotheca resinae ATCC 22711 is the source of this 1368-nucleotide messenger RNA. RefSeq lists its product as hypothetical. Lineage: Eukaryota; Fungi; Ascomycota; Leotiomycetes; Helotiales; Amorphothecaceae. Gene Ontology annotation, cellular component: plasma membrane. Gene Ontology annotation, biological process: cell surface receptor signaling pathway; adenylate cyclase-activating G protein-coupled receptor signaling pathway. The transcript is spliced from 3 exons. The record is from RefSeq and is a predicted model, not a curated record. Gene Ontology annotation, molecular function: G protein-coupled receptor activity. Bases 1 to 1368 code for a protein of 455 amino acids.